AUGCGACCUGCAACACGGGCUCCAAAAGAAAUUCAGCGCGCCGCUCGGCCUCGCGACGGCACUAAACGCUCCACUCGCCUGCUCCACGGUGGCAAUCGCCGACGCGUUCAACACCUCGAGUAUGAGCGAGAACACCCAAUCCUUUAUGUCCCUCUUGAGCGCGGCCGUCACGAGCAGCGCCACAGUAGCGAACGCCGUCCUAAACAACCUCGGCUUGCUGUCUAUGCGCAGCAUCGUGAGCGCCAAGUGCACGACGUUCCUAGCAGCCUCCUUGUUGAGCGUGCCGAGGUUAGCCGCCUUCAGCACGUCGAACUGGCUCUUGAACAGUACCUCCAACUUCGAUAUGCGCAGCAAACUCUCGGACGUCACCUGCAUCUGGAAGAACGAUGUUAUCAGCACCCACUGCUUGCCGAAGAGGUAGUUGUUCUCCGAAAACGUCUGCACGAGCUGCGCGAGUAUCGCGUUGCACGCCACGUUCCACUGGUACCUGUAGUUGUGCGAGCAGGGCGCCUUGUGCACCGACUUGCAGCACUGGAUGAAGAGCGACAACAGGUGCCAGGGCGACUGAAACGAGAAAAAGGGCGUCUGGAAUAUGGCCGGUCCAAUCACCCUGAAGAGCGCCGGCAGGUUCGACAAAAAAACAAUCGGCUUCCCCACGAAACACUUCGACACAAUGUUGGCGUUGAACGGACACUUCACGGACGCACCGUCGGCCGCCGACAGGUGCAUCGCCAAGGCGCCGCAAAUGUCCUUGAGAAUGCGCGAUAUGGCGUCCAAGGUGGGCAUCGUCUGGCACUUGACGAACUGGUUCAUGUCCGACACGUGGCUCAGGAUCAGCGAGUGCUGCGCCUGCGGGUGGCUCUCCUGAGAGAGCCAAAACAGAACCAACUUCCACCACGAAUCGUACUUCGCGCCGAAGGCGCCGGGGUUGACCGAGGAGACCUUGUAGAACAACUCCAACAAGGUCGGAAUGUAUAGGUGGAUCUGCUUCGUCGCCUUUAUGAAGUUGAACAGGGUUUCCAGCAAGUACUCCGCCUGGCUGAACACGACCGACUGCGUAGAGUAAUCGAUGAACUUGUUGAAUACCGUCAGGCGCAACAACCGCCUGUCCGUCUGCUUCGACUGCGUCAAAAACGCCAUGAAAUCCACGACCGGCUGCG
Molecule: messenger RNA, 1160 nt
Organism: Schistocerca gregaria
Lineage: Eukaryota; Metazoa; Arthropoda; Insecta; Orthoptera; Acrididae
Exons: 2
Coding region: 1-978 (325 amino acids)
Source: RefSeq, a predicted model, not a curated record